AUGGCAACCCCGCCUUCUUCGCGAGGUUCCUCUCUCGACUGCACCUUUCUACCAGCUACGCUCGAUCCGAAGCCUAUUUUCAACCGAUCAACAACCUCCAUGAGCGUACCGAGGUCAGAGUACCUGCGCCAUGCGCUUCAGGCCCGGCGAGCUCAGAACACCCCGGUCCAGAGCACGCCCGCACCGAUCGAUACUCUUCCUCCGCGUCCUGCAGCAUCAACACCCCUGGCCCUGCAAACCCCGGCUACAUCGCCUGACGCGUUUGAUGAGUAUGACCUCCCCGAAGAGCUUAUGACUCCAGAAUCCCCCAUUCACAGGCGGCGGCCAAAUGAGAAAGACAAUACACCUCCGCGCGGCAAGACAAACUUGGAGCUGAGCGCUGAGGUUGAAAAGCUGAAGGAUGAGUUGAUCAAGCAGAACAUUCGGGUGGAAUUGCUAAAGAAAAACAAUCACGAGCUACAGAACAAGUGGGUGCAGGCUAAAGAAGAAACAGAGCUGCUUAGCGUCUUGCGAGAGGAGAAUCGUGAGUUGGCAGAGGAAAACAAACUGCUGGCAGAGAAGCUGGAGGGUCUCAAAGAAUAUGAAGACCAACUCGACGAUCUGAGUAGCGAAGUUGACACGCUGUGGUAUGAAAGGAAAGAAGUGGAACAGGCAAACGCAACACUGAGGGAGGAAGUGUUGAAUCUCGCCAGAGUCAACAACGAAGCUGUAGCGAAUAUGCAAGAUCAACAGGGCGCUUUCGAAGAAGCUGUGGAGAUGAUUACCAACUUGGAAAGCGAAAAACUGCAUCUUAAAGAGGAAGUUAGCAAUCUGAAGAAGAGGGUUAUUGCGAUAGAGUCGAGGCAGCUCGACGGUAGCGCCAAGUACCCUCAGCGCGUUUGCAGCAUCGAUGAAGGCCGUCCCACGACCAGCUACGACGAUUCGGAUUAUUACAGCCAGCCGGCCACACCGCGUGCCGAUGUUGACAGAGACGCUCUGUCCGUCCGGUCAGGAACGUCAGUUCAGUCGAAGAGGUUCAUUGAGAUGAGCAAAGAACGCACACGAUCAGCGCGCAAUCUGUCGAAGAGAAUGUCAGACGCUUCUCUGAGAGCCACCAGCGUGAUGUCCACUGUGCAGCUCCCUGAAGUGCCGUACCUACCUCAAGAGUUUGCGCGAGUGACUCCCCAAUUGGUCGAUGAGCGUUUCAGGGAGCGGAGGUAUCGUCAAGGGCCAGGCGUCGAGCAACAUGUUGCUAGAUCCGGUGCAGACCUCCGCCGGCCUGCUACCGUCGCUCCCGUACAGAUACACCAGCCUUCUGGACUUCGGAGUUUAUAUCGCCCUGAUCCGUUGCAACGCUCAAACACUUCACGACCCUCAUCGAGCCACACUCCCACAGCAAGCAGCAGUCCGGAGCCUAGAAGCCGUACGCAGUCUCUUGUCGAUCCUUUUCCAGCACCGCCUCCACGCAUGAGCAGCCGUCACGCACACACUACCAGUGACGAUUAUCUGCGUCUCCAAGCAUCCGGCAGCAUGCUAGGAGCCGCCACCAUGACCGGUAUUGUCAUGGAAUCAGGAGCGCAAGAUGAAGAACAAGAGCAAGUACUAACCACGUGGACUUCAAUACACCCUCGUUCUUCGACGAAAUCCUUACUAACAGCAUCACCCUUACUAGAUGGCCCAGACAGAGAACGAUGGUGGAAAGACACAGAAAAGGUGAGGCCGCUGAGGACAAGGGCGACGACGAGGACGCUCAAAGGGGAUUUCUCCUUGGACGAAGGAGGUUCGGCAUCAAGAACCUUCGCCGCUAGAGCAGAGGGAAUCAGGACGAAUCCUGCGACGCCCGCUGGCGAGAAGCCAGGGAUGGACUUCCUUUUCAAUCCAAAUGAGAACGAAGAGCAGUUCAUGAAGAAGACCAUGACAAAGGUCAAGGGGAGUAUACGGAGACGGAACGGAAACGAGUGA
Molecule: messenger RNA, 1941 nt
Organism: Ascochyta rabiei
Lineage: Eukaryota; Fungi; Ascomycota; Dothideomycetes; Pleosporales; Didymellaceae
Exons: 1
Coding region: 1-1941 (646 amino acids)
Source: RefSeq, a predicted model, not a curated record